Maylandia zebra (zebra mbuna) is the source of this 7187-nucleotide messenger RNA. It is a transcript of the gene ptenb, whose product is annotated as phosphatase and tensin homolog B. Gene Ontology annotation, biological process: negative regulation of cell population proliferation; phosphatidylinositol dephosphorylation; phosphatidylinositol 3-kinase/protein kinase B signal transduction. The record is from RefSeq and is a predicted model, not a curated record. Gene Ontology annotation, molecular function: protein tyrosine phosphatase activity; phosphatidylinositol-3,4,5-trisphosphate 3-phosphatase activity; phosphatidylinositol-3,4-bisphosphate 3-phosphatase activity. NCBI's taxonomy places the organism in Eukaryota, Metazoa, Chordata, Actinopteri, Cichliformes, Cichlidae. Gene Ontology annotation, cellular component: cell projection; nucleus; plasma membrane.
GACGUCUCUCCUGCUGUAGACUUGACGCAUGCGUAACUGUCGUCUAGUCGCUCUGCUCAAAGGCACCGAGGCGGAGAGGGUUUCUCUCCACUCACCUGCAUUCAGGCACGGCGGCUCUCCUGCGCUCAUAGGCCGGGAACAGCUCUGCUGGAUACGUCCGGAGGACCGGCUCCGCACCGGCCGUCCUUCCGCAGAUGGUCUUUGUCUGCAGGCAGGGGAUCUGGAAACCCGGGCCCGCUGCGGGAGCGGGGAGGAGGCCUCGGAGCUCCCCUGUUCUGAUCCAUAAAAGAGCAGCGACAGCCCGGAUGCAUCUCUACUAGCAGGUCGGCUAGCAUCCAUCCAGAGCGGGGCUCGGGAGGCAGCGAGCAGGCCGGAUAAAGGGACCGAUUCGUGCUGCUUCGGGUCGAGGUUUCUACUGGAUUUUAUUUGGGCUUUAUUUUUCUGCGGGUUAUUCUUUAAAUCUGGAAAUCGCGGGACUGGAGGCCGGCUAGCUGCGAGCUAGCUGCCCAGGAUUACCAGGGUAACCAGACAGCUGAGGCUCCGCAGUAAAACAGACCGUCUCCCGGUGAUCUCUGACCCGCUGACAGACCUCACCGGAGGCCGGGGCGCAGCGAUGGCUGCCUUAAUCAGAAUCCGGGGGAUUGUGAGCAGGAACAAAAGGCGGUACCAGGAGGACGGCUUCGACCUGGACCUGACCUACAUUUAUCCAAACAUCAUCGCGAUGGGUUUCCCCGCCGAGCGGCUGGAGGGCGUUUACAGGAACAACAUCGACGACGUGGUUCGGUUUUUAGACUCGAAGCACAAGAAUCACUAUAAGAUCUACAACCUAUGUGCGGAGCGACAUUACGACUCAUCAAAGUUCAACUGCCAAGUCGCUCAGUACCCGUUCGAGGACCACAACCCGCCCCAGCUGGAGCUGAUAAAGCCGUUCUGCGAGGACCUGGACAAGUGGCUGAGCGAGGACGAGCAGCACGUCGCCGCCAUCCACUGCAAGGCGGGAAAGGGCCGCACCGGCGUGAUGAUCUGCGCCUACCUGCUGCACCGGGGCAAGUUCCAGGAAGCUCAGGAGGCCCUCGACUUCUACGGGGAGGUCCGCACCCACGACAAGAAGGGUGUGACCAUCCCGAGCCAGCGGCGCUACGUUGUCUACUACAACUUCCUGCUGAAGAACCAGCUGCAGUACAAACCGGUGGCUCUGCUCUUCCACAAGAUGCUGUUUGAAACCAUCCCCAUGUUCACCGGAGGCACCUGCAGUGAGUCUCGAGCAGUAAGUCUGCUGUCGCUUCGAGCGACUUCAGUUGAAUUAACGGGUGUCCCUGUGCUCCCCGCAGACCCCCAGUUUGUCGUGUACCAGCUGAAGGUGAAGAUCCACACCUCUAACCCCGGCCACACCCGCAGGGAAGACAAACUGAUGCUGUUUGAGUUCCCGCAGCCACUUCCUGUCUGUGGAGACAUCAAGGUGGAGUUCUUCCACAAGCAGAACAAGGUGCUGAAGAAGGAGAAGAUGUUCCAUUUCAGGAUCAACACCUUCUUCAUCCCGGGUCCGGAGGAAGUCCCAGAGAGGAUGGAGAACGGCAGCGCGGGGACACCCAGAGAGCUGUUUGACAGGACGCCGCAGACCCCGAUGACGCCGGGAAGCGAAACCAACGACAGAGACUACCUGGUCCUCACGCUGACCAAGAACGACCUGGACAAGGCCAACAAGGACAAGGCCAACAGGAACUUCUCCCCGAACUUCAAGGUGAAACUGUUCUUCACCAAGACGGUAGAAGAAGGAGCCAACUGUGACGCGAGCAGCACGUCCUCGAUGACGCCAGACGCCAGCGACAACGAACCGGAUCACUACCGCUACUCGGACACGACGGACUCGGACCCUGAGAACGAGGGGUUUGAAGACGAAGACCACAAUCAGAUCACAAAAGUCUGACACACACGCACUCUCUCUAAUACGCAAACAUACAGCUAUAUACGUGUAUAUAUAUCUCCAGUAUGUAUGUAUGUAUGUAUACACUCGUGAACCCAGACGAAGACUAGCGGGCGGUUAGCUAACGGGGAGUAUCGCCGGCGGACCGCAGCUGAUCAGUGGGACUCUGAUCAGAAAACUUUCGCCAUCCCCACCCCCCAAACUUCUACACAGCUGGACAAUCACAUGACAUGGAUUUGUAAGCAUGUGGGCGGGGCCAGGCGAGUGGACAGUGUGACGCAGGAAAUCACAGUUUAAAGGAGUAAAACUUGAAUCUAGACAAACGGAAAGACGAGUAGACUUCUUUAGUGACCACGCCGCGGCGUCUGUGGGACGAAGCCCCUCCCGACCAGCUUUGUUUCGUGCUGAGCGGUCUGGACUCUGUCUUCAUCUCUGCUCUCUUCAGGCUUUCUCAGUGUUGACGCUUCUCUCUGUGUGCUGAAAACUCAAAUUCAGGUCGAGCGUGGACCCACGUGGAGCUUUGAAGGCCAGUUCCUGUGCUUCACCUGAAUCUGAGACGUGGAUCACUGCGGGACAACCAAAAUAAUUUACCUGACUCAAAAUGUGAAACCACGAUGCUGAUGAUGGCAGACGGUCAUGUGAUGAACCUGGCAAAAUAUCAGCAUUGGGUGAGGCGAAUCUGUUCUUGUAAAAAGAGAUGCUGAUUUAAAAAGGUCGAACCCCCGGGUCACCGUGACCGCAUUUAUUUAUUCUCCCAAAUACUUCAAACACCUUCAACUGGAAACUCCUGAUCCAGUUUGCAGCAGCCUGUUUAAUCCAGUCUAAAUUGGGUUGGGCUGUAGGUCUGAACUUUUCUCCCCGAGCCUUGUUUGGACUGGCCGGACGGGUCCCGUCGCUGAUCUGGACCCAGUUUGGGACCAAGCACAAAGAGAAGCGACAACCUGCUGUUGAAUGUCACAGUGAAGAUGAGAAACGUUAUUAUUCACAAUCCUCUGCAGCUCCGUCAAUCAUCUGCUGAAGGAUGCUCUGAGUGCGUGAACACCUGCUUCACUGCUUCUCUGUCUGUCCUCAGUUUUGCACAGAAGGACUGUUCAGUCUUUCAAUCAGCUCCUACACUUCAAAGAACCUUGUUUUUGUUGUACUCUGAAAUAUAUCAAUCAUUAAGCUAAACGACAAAUGAGCUACUGCACAGUAUAACCAUUCCUGCAGCGAUCUGCUUUAAGCUACACACCUAUAUAGGCUAGCCCCCAGCACAGACUGAAGCAGAAAUCUUUGACUCCAGAGCGCUGGCUUUCGCUGUGUCUGGCAUGCACUUUAUGAAGGACACUCGAGUGAAUCUUGACGGCCUUGUAAAUAUUUCCAGGCGCGCUCCGUCUGUGCAGGAGAUCUGAUUCGGCUCGUGUUGCGCUGUAGUCCUCAUGAAGCUGCCGUUUGUGAGCUUUGGCUUUCUGCAGCCGGAGUCCGCAGCGUGGCAGUGCCAUCAUUACAACGUCGUGGAUUUCUUUUUAGUAAAACUACUCUAAGCUAAAGGUCUGCCAGGUCCAUUUGGAGCAUCUUUUGAAUGGACACUGGGACCUCGUCGGGGUCAUGAGGAUUUUGGGAUCACUGCCCAAAAAACAGGUGGAACGCUGUGCUGACCGAGCGGCGCCAUCACGAUGGUCAGCCUCUGUGUGUCUCUGGUUUCUGAUCUUUCAGAAUGGUAACGCUCUAGAAUUAUUACUCUGUCCAUAGACUAUUAAUCGUUUUUACUCACUACUACUUCUUGGAGAUGUUUAAGCACUUAUAUUCUUGCAAAUUGUACCUUUAACACCAGGGACGAUGGCUGGAGAGUCACGUUGGCAUCACAGCAGGUUUGAGACUUGUUUCAAACUGACAGAAUGAGUAUUAGAGAUGUUUCAGCUACUGGAGGUUUGGCUUUGCCAUGCAACAUAUGUAAAGUUAAAGCGGGCUCUUGGACGACUGUUUUGACCAUUAAGCUUCUUCUUGCACAUCCACCGUUCUGCAUAAAGAUAUUACAUGUACAGUAUAAUAAGGCCUAAUGCAGUGACCAUAAACACCGUCUGACUUCAGCCAGUCACACCGUAUAAAAGUCUGUCCGAUGGUCCGGAGCAUCUACAGGGUCAUCUGCGUCCUGGUCGGGCACAGGUAGAAGUUUUAGUCCUGAUGCCUGAUUUCCGUCCUCACAUUUGGUGCUAAAAGCUAUCGUGGACCCUGCUAUGACUGAUAGUUCAUCGUGGGUGUGGUAUCUGGGUCUCUGUUGUUGAACCUGUGGGUCUUGGCAGGUCUGGUCACACAGGAUGCACCAUGAGGAUCUAAAACACAAACUCCAAAGUUGUAGUGCCGAUGCCUUCAGUAAAAAAACCUCCCAUCUUGAUCUCCAGAUGUGUUUAACGUCAAAGAGCUGGUGACCUGUAAUGAAGGCAGAGGCAUCAGUAAUGAUGAUUUCACUCAUGUUCAGUUGCAAUCAGGAUAAAUAAGAUGCUGAACCUUGAGCUUGACCCCAAAAGGAGAAGAUCUGAAGGUGUGUUUGACCCUCAGAUCUUUGGGAGCUCGCCCGUUCUUGCCAUCCAAGGUUGAACAUGUUUGCAGAGCUCUUGGUGAUGGUGAUGAUGAUGCUGAAGCAACUGCCAACUGUUCCUUUGUGCUCUCUCUUAUGACCGAUCUAAUGCCUCCUCAUCAGUGCCAAGGGUUUUUAGGUUAGAUUGACAUUUAGCCAAACAAACGGCAUCCUGUGUGAGCACGUCUAACGCCGUGGCCUGGUGCUACUGACAGCCAGUGCAUGCAGCUUGUUGAGCGAGCCCAGGACUGGUCGUCCAUCUGUGGUGCUCUCUACCAGCAGCGUGCGUGUUCGUCCACUCCUGAUCUCUAAUGCCCAGCAGCUGUGUCGUCAGCGUGGCCAUACAGCCACUGGGAUUUUUACAGCAGCAUUUCCUGUCUCGAGUCCUGUUAGGUGCUAUCAGACCUGGCCUCACGUCCUGUCACUGACCCGUUCAGCAGUGACCAGGGUGUAGUGUAGACCUGUACCAGAGUCCAAGGUUUGACUCCAUUCAGGUGGAUUUGUUCUUAACACCCACAGUUUUACUGAAGCGCAGUCACUCGAUGAGGUUUGGGGCAGGUCGUGGUCGAGUCCAGAACGAUGGGUAGAAGCUGCGUUUUGACUCUUUGUGGUUCUCCAAAUGAUUUUCCAGCAGACCUCACCGCUUUACCCAAAGGGAAGCUUGCAGAGAUCCAGAGAUGGGUCCGAACGUGGAAGACUGAGUGCUGUAGUAUUUCAUGUUGGUAAUAUUCUCCACUGCUGAGCAGGUUCAGGUGUUUGAGGCCAGGCAGGUGCUGUCCACGUCUCUGACUGUUCAAGGUGCUCAGUGUCUUUUCAUUGUUGGUUGUAUACAAACCUCCGUUCAGCUCUUCUCCUCACCUGGAGUUUCAUAGAAAGUGGUCACCUGUUAACAGAGCUGGGGUCAAACUCCUCCCCGAUUCUGACAUCAUCAGGGAUUCUGCGGCAACUCUGUGUGAAGGAACCUCGAAUUUUGCCUUUUAAUGCACCGCGCCUGCCUCUUUCCCACUGCUGUGGUGCUGAAACAGCGGCCCCACCAGAGAGCCUGCUGCUCCUGAAGUUAGGACCCGUGCCGUCAAACGCUACGGGAGGGCCUACCGCAAGAAAUUCAUCCAGUGAUUGGCAGACUCUGGGUGGGGUGCUUUUCGCGCAGACAUUAGCCCAACAUCUGCUAACAAUUCUCAGAUCUGUGUGCUGGGUCUGGCACCAGUGGAAAAGCGGUCAUUGUGACAAGCUCCGGUACUUCCUGCUUCCUCAGACGUCCUGUUUCUGUCCCCGACCACACAGUGCUUCAGCUCUGCUGUUUGCGUCUCUUCACCAAACCUGCCACGAUGAAGCUCGGACGCCUUUGUGUUCCUAAUUGUUGAGUUUGGGUCCGUUUGUAAUUACAGUCUGUGUUCACACUCUGUUUGUUUUUCGCCGUAAGGUUAAGGUGUCACCGUUUCUCUGUGCAACAGUCUGUAGAUAGAUGCUCUAUUGAUCCCACAAGGGAACUGGGACCCAUCAAGACAUGUGGCAUAGUCUGCUCGUGUUAUCCUCACGGAGAACCUCGUUAGAAUAACGGAUUCUGCAUUUCACAAACCAGCGUCAGUGUUUCAGCCUCCUUUCAUUCAAGUAAAUCGGAUGGAUGUCAUAUGACCACACCUUCAGUAGUUUCAGACGUUUCCUCUGAGUUGUGUACCCAAACCAUGUCUGUUGGUCCAGUCAGAGAAAGAACAACAGAAACUCGUCCAGAUCAGGCUGUUUAGCCAUCUGUUCUGCUUUUGUCUUAUUACUCUGCUUUCCUGAUGAGCUGAUGUCAGCUGUUCCCCAGAUCUGAGUCCUGAACAUAAAACAACACAUCAUUGGCGUAGAGUGUAUCUCCUCUCGCUCCUGUUCAGUCUAAACAUGGCCAAAGCUUCAAACGUUAACCUGCAGGCCAACUACAGAAACUAGAGCCCCGGGUGCUGCCCCUCAGCAGGCUUCCAGAAGACGGCGAGCGUGAUUUCAGGCCAGGCUUUAGUGGACCAAGCUUUGACUGGUCAGUCCACCGGGUGUGGUGAAAUACGUUUUAACUGAGGUUUAAUAACUAAAUAAAUGUGGGCCCGUGUCUUCCUGGCCUCCUGUUAACACUUGAUGGCUGUUUCAACACAUCCAGAAUUAUUUGCUGUCAUUAACGGGCAGCUCCCUCUUUGCCUUUAAAUCUAUAUUUCACAGAUGUGUGGUGUCAUCACUAAGCCCCACCUCCUGCUGUUGAGUAACUCGGUAACAAAAUAAACUCGAGCACCUUAAAUCCGUUAAAGCUGACGACGUGUCUUGGCGCAUUUGACCAGUGAAAACUAAAAGGAACGCGGGACGCUACGCAGCUGCUCAGCUUGUUUUCACGGCGACAAAAACAGCCAUUAACGUUAGCUUAAACGAGGUCGCUAGCACAAUGCUAACAAUAACUUUCCUUCUGCUUUGCUGUUUAAGGACGGCCCCUUUUUGGGGCGGGGUUUGUGGUCUCGAUCAGAUGUGGUUUUGUACCCGACUCCGAGCCUCGUGUCACACGUCAGCUGCACACAGGUGUUCAUUUUAGUUUCCAAUCAACAAACAAAAAAUGCCACCUGACUACAAACUAUAUCACCAUGGCAACAUGUUAAUCUGACCCCCCCUCUUUUAUUCCUCCUCUCUUUGUUUUAUAAAGAAAUAAAAACACUGUAAAGGUGAAUAAACUAUUUAUAAACAGCU